AUGCUAACAUCCGGCUUUGCGCCUGGUGCCGAGCCAAUAGCACUACCGCCAGACGGAUUAGUCGAUCUUUACCAUUGUGCAGGAUGCAAUGACCCGACCAACGGGACCCGAGAUUGGAAGAGAAAGCAUUUAGAUUCUCGUAUUGAUUUUAAGGUGGCUUACGAAAGACACACUUGUCGGUUUCCAAAGUAUGUUACAAAUGACGAACAUGAAGUCUAUGAGGCUGAUGAGAAUAGAAUUCCAGCCCCGUUACCGGCAUCGGAUCCAAACGGUGACAAUAUUGUCUUUGAUAAUUAUGGCGAUUAUAAUGCGUAUGCUAAUAAUGCCCCUUCGGUCGCUGUCUCCUACGAUACGCAACAGUCCUUAUGCCCGCAAGCGAGUAGUAGCGCAUCUCAAGCUCAAAGUUACUAUCCAGCAACAACUAUUGGUAUUCAUCAGAGUGGUCAGUACUCCUCGACGACUGGCAGUGCGCCUCAAAACGAACAAUACUAUCCGGUAAGCAGUAGCGGUUCUCAAGGACGGGGAUAUACGAAUGAAACCCGGAAUAGUGGUAGCGGCCACCAUCAUCGCCGCGGUGAUGGUAGCAGCCGAAGGGGCUAA
Botrytis byssoidea is the source of this 600-nucleotide messenger RNA. RefSeq lists its product as uncharacterized. Lineage: Eukaryota; Fungi; Ascomycota; Leotiomycetes; Helotiales; Sclerotiniaceae. The record is from RefSeq and is a predicted model, not a curated record. Bases 1 to 600 code for a protein of 199 amino acids. The transcript has a single exon.